Molecule: messenger RNA, 1065 nt
Organism: Paracoccidioides lutzii Pb01
Product: FAD dependent oxidoreductase superfamily
Exons: 3
Coding region: 1-1065 (354 amino acids)
Molecular function (GO): D-amino-acid oxidase activity; FAD binding
Source: RefSeq, a predicted model, not a curated record
AUGGCGGAUCCGGCGAAACAAACCGUUGUGGUCAUUGGAGCCGGAGUCAUAGGGGUCUCCUCAGCAUUGACACUUCUCGAGACCCUCCCGCGCCAAAAAUAUCACAUCAUAUUGGUUUCCGAAUUCUUUUCUACGGACGGAUUGAAUCCGUCAUACCCCAGCACUCUUGCCGGGGCUCACUAUCGCCCUAUCCCAGCCACGACACCACGGCUGAAAUACGAAGCCAAGCUAGGAAGGACUACCUACAACCGCUUCAAGAAGCUGGCUGCGGACCACCCAGAGUUUGGGGUGAAGUUUAUGGAGGGCAUCGAUUACGUGUCUGGCGAAGCAGUCCCGUCCUACAAGGCCCUGUUGCCCGACUAUACCAAUGUCGAUGGAUUCCGCAUCCUGAAGCCCAAUGAAAUGCCGGAAGGUGUAGAAUUUGGAGCUAGGUACGAGAGUUAUUCGCUCGAUCCUGAAGUAUACAUGGUGCAUCUCCUGCGGCGGUUUAAACUCGCUGGAGGUGAGGUGAGACGGAUGCACCUGAACGCUGUUGAAGAGGCAUUUGAAAUAAGUGGCGGCGAAGGGGUUCGGAUGGUGGUUAACUGCACUGGAGUUGGGAUCAACGAUCCGAAAUCUUUUAUCAUCAAGGGACAGACAUGCCUCGUCUUAAAUCCCUGCGAUAAGACCAUAACGCGACAGCUUGCCGACGGUAGUUGGUCAUUCCUCGUUCCUCGUCCCCUAAACGGGGGCACUGUCGUUGGAGGCACGAAGCAGCCCAAUGAUUGGAACCCCGAACCGUCCCUCGCCGUGCGUGAGCAACUGCUCAAAGAUGCAGCAAACCUUUACCCAGCUAUUUUGAACAAAGAGGGCAAGUUCGAUGUAAUCCGGGAUAUCGUAGGCCGACGGCCCGCGAGGGAGGGAGGCAUGAGAUUAGAGCUGGAGACACUUCCCAAUGAUCGCAACGUUAUUCAUGCUUAUGGUGUAGCGGGAAGAGGGUUUGAGUUGAGCUGGGGUAUUGCGGGGGAGGUUCUGAAAAUGGCACAUGAAGUUUUGGAUAUGGAGGAGUGUCGUAGCAAGCUAUGA